This is a messenger RNA of Prorocentrum cordatum, 2767 nucleotides long. Lineage: Eukaryota; Dinophyceae; Prorocentrales; Prorocentraceae. The record is from the annotation of a GenBank genome assembly.
CUACGUGAUGCGUCCAUGAGCAUGGCCGAGGAGCGUGGAUGGGAGAGCUGGCACAGCCACGGAACUAACAGGUGGGAUGCCCCUCGCUUUCUGACCCCCAUCUUCCUUUCGUAUCCAUUCUGGAUCAAGCCAUCUGGUAGAAGGCAUGAUGGGCCAGGCUUGGUUAUUCAAGCAACGUGCGCCGAGUUCUUCAACACGUAGUUGGUACCAGCGCAGAAGACCACUGAUCAAUUGGUAUUCGCCCAUGUGUGAAGUUGUUCAGUGCUGCGUUCGAUUGUCAGCCCCUCUUGGCGCAGCUGCAUGCCACAUGGCGUAGCUCAAGAGUUCGGCGGCAUUAUCCUUCGUGGGAACUGGCUAUGGCGCCGCGUCACAUCCCCUACAUUGGCAUUAUUAUGGCAACUACUCGCUCGUACAUGUAUGAUUACGUGUAGCACAUCAAUUUGUAACCGCCGCGUAGGGGGUAUGGCGUGACGCAGUCUCUUCACAAUGGCGACACCAACUCAGAACACAGACAGAACGUCGUUUGCCUCACCAAAGUCGGCAACAAACAUAAUCCGUGAUGCCAGCAAGCUUGUACGUUUCAGACACCUGCUUCUAAUUACGCGUCGGUGCUUUGUAUACACUGGCCUGUCGUGUGAUUUCGCUAUUGGGCCACAGUGGUAUUGGUUCGUGCAGGUGAGGGGAAUUGAACUCAUCAACACGGUAUGUCGGUGGAUUGUAGCGUUGGUGCUACAUUGCACAAGCACGCGCUGAUGUUCUGUCGCUGGCCGCUUCUCUGGUCAGGAUCUGAUUGUUUCGAUGUCGAGAGCAUGCGCGAACAUGAAAGUUCCACUUGGUCACGAUUGACAGUGGAACGCUGGUACCGUGCGACCACUUGGCGCUCACAAUUGCACAUUCACUGUUUGGUAUUACUACCAAGUUGGUUAUAAUCCUGAUUCGUACUCCUCCUUUUCAAUCGUCGGAUCCUUGUGAACACUUCGCUCUUCUAGGUAUGGGCCCUUCUCAAGACGUUGGCUGGCUCUUGGACCACCUCAGUUCGGCUCCCAGCUAUGAAACUUCGGCCCUGUUUUUUUGAACGCGGCCUUCCAGCCCAUGAUGGUUUCAGAUACUGUAUACCUGCUUCACCUUCUUGCUCUCCCUCGUGGUCACUUGCCCGCAUCCCCCAUUACUCGCCUGGGAUUGGAUAUAUGGACUCCGAUCCUGAGGUGCAUUCCACAUGUAUCACACGCUCAUUGCAGAAUAUGAUGCGCGAGAGAGCGUACCCAACACUCCCGCAUCUCAGUUCCGUAGCCAUUUUGGCUCAAGGGCUCUCCGGCAAGACCGCGUCAGCCAGUAGUCUCCGCCCCGCGGGAGUCCAGAGCGCAAACGCCGCCAGGCCCCCGCUGUGCGCACAGGAGGCAGGAUGGGCGAGCGUGGAGCCAGCUGCAACUCUCUCGGGAGGGGCCUCUGGACGUCCUGCUGCGCCGCCAUCUGGGCCCUGACCAUCAUCGGCUGCUUCCUUGGCACCGUCGCGGUGAGGUACCUGAUCGGCCCCCUCAAGGACUUCCCCGCCAGCCUCCACGAGGGCUUCUACCAGGAGCUCGGCUUCGCUGGGCUGAGGUCGGACUCGGAGAGGGUGCAGAACGCCUCCGCGGCCGCGCUCGCGGCCUGCGGUGCCUCGGUCGCGCAGUGCCCCAGCCCGCCCGGCGCCGGCACCCAGGCAGACACCUCGGCAGAGCGGGCGGAGAUCCAGGGCGCCUUCAACAGCUCCCUGAGCACGAUCUUCAGGGUGGCCACCGAUCCCUAUCUGGGCACCGAGGGCCUGAGCUCCACGGCCGAGCACCUCAGGAGCAUCUCGGAGCAGCUGGACAGCCUCGACACCGCGGAGUGUGGCGUCACCAACGUCGCGUACUGCGAGAUCCACGAGGCCGCCAACAGCCUCGUGGACGGGUCGCAGGAGGCUCUCGCUGCCAUCGACGAGCUGAUCGACUCGGAGCAGGUCCAGCGGUUCGAGGACGGCCUCGCUCUCCUGUACGUGCUGCCCUACCUGCCGCUGGUGUCCCUGCUGUUCUUCUCGUGCUUCUGGAGGAAGGACGCGGCGUGGUGCUGCUGUGGCGGAUCUGCCGUUGGCUGCCUCGCCUGGGCUCUCCACUUGGCCUUCUGGUUGGCCUCGCUGAUCGUCAACCUCGUGAUCGUGGUCGAGGCGUGGGCCCUGAAAUUCUCGCAGGACGGGAUCACGAUGGGCGCGCCCUUCAACGGAAAUCCCACGCUCUCGGAGCUGCUGAGCCAUGUCGAGAGGACCUACCCCGACUUCUGGGCCAUCGUGGUGGUGCCUUUGGAGAAUCCUCUGAGCAAGCUGUACGUGUCGUCCUUCGUCCUCCUGGUGGCCUGCCUCCUGCUGGGGGUCUACGGCCUCUGCCUCCCCGUGUGCCGCCCGUACACGGACAAAGGGACCGCUUGAGUGCGAUGGUGUCCCACCCGAGCAUCAACCAGCACAGUAAAGUCUGUGCGUGCUGCCAUUGUGCAUCCCCUGAGCAGGACGGUCCAGACCCUCACCGGCGCCGUCCCGCGCUUCUUUCACUCUUCAGAUCCAUCACGGCCUUCAGCUGGGCGCAUCCAUCCCUGCUUACAGCGCUGUGGGCCAGUCAAUCGUGGCGAAGAAAAAAAACACUCCCGCAUUUCAGUGCAUGAUUCUGGCAGCAGCGAAGGUCGCCGUCGGCUGCUGAUCGCGCUGCCGAGCCGUAGGUCCAAACUCAUUCGGUGCGGUCGCCUCCUCCUUCUCCUCUUC